Molecule: messenger RNA, 1282 nt
Organism: Tripterygium wilfordii
Lineage: Eukaryota; Viridiplantae; Streptophyta; Magnoliopsida; Celastrales; Celastraceae
Product: Holliday junction resolvase MOC1, chloroplastic
Exons: 6
Coding region: 119-889 (256 amino acids)
Molecular function (GO): crossover junction DNA endonuclease activity
Source: RefSeq, a predicted model, not a curated record
AUCAGCGCGGCAGAAUACUGUAAAUUUGCAGACCUCCAGAAACCCCUUCCGCUCACUCGCUCAGGCAAUUCUUCCAAGCGGAAAUUUGAAUGAAACUUCGAAGUAUAAAAUCCUUUGUAUGGAAGCCCUGCAAAUGAAGCCACAAUUCUUGUUGCACUGCCAAAGUAGCUCAAUGAUGUCCAUUUUCUCCAAAAUCUCCAUGUCCAACCUAAGGCCCUUUUGUACUAGUACCAGUCUCACUCCAAGAAAGGCUAUCAAGGUCGCCGACGUACAAAAGCUCAAGGAAAGCUGGUUGGCCUCUCUCACUUGCACUCCUCUCAGUCCUAUCGAAAACCCCAUCUCGGGUUCUGGACUGGACCCUCCACGACCCAGUACCAAAUGGGUCAUUGGUGUCGACCCGGAUAUCUACGGUGCCUUGGCGGUCUUGCAAUAUGAAGGCGACUCCGCUUGCUCUGCUCAGGUGUUUGAUUCGCCUCGCUUGAAAUUAGUGGUUGGCGGAAGAGUUAGAAAUCGUUUGGAUGCGAAUUCCGUUGUUCAGUUGCUUCGUAGCCUUGAAGCACCAGCUGGAACUACUGCGUAUUUAGAGCAAUCAAAUCCAUAUCCAAAGGAUGGGAAACAGGGAUGGUGGAGUGGUGGAUUUGGUUAUGGAUUAUGGAUAGGGAUUCUAGUGGCAUCAGGGUUCUCUGUAGUUCCAGUGCCAUCUUUAACAUGGAAGAAUGAAUUUGAACUCACUGGACCCAGCUCUACAAAGGAUGACAGUCGCAGGAUUGCAUCCGAAUUAUUUCCGUCAUUGAGCUCCUCCCUGAAAAGGAAAAAAGAUCAUGGAAGGGCUGAGGCCCUACUCAUCGCUGCAUACGGAAAAGGCCUGAAGAUGAAGUCGGAAUCGUGAUUUGUUUUACAGGAACUGGUUCCUUCAUGAGAAAAGAGGUCUCUUAGAGCCACUUUCCAUAUUUGACUAUGCUGCUGGCUGCUAGUGCUAGCCAUCAGAGUAAUAUGUGACAAGUUUCAGCCUUCAGGCCAAGAAGAGACAGCUGAGGAAGGAAACAGACUUCACUCAUUGGAAGUGCCAAACGUCUCUGGGAUUAACGCAACUAGAAUGACCAAUUCUUGGUCUUUAAUUGCAAUUGUGAGAUUCAAUCAUUCAAGGCGCCAUUGUAUACAUACUUUUCUGAGAUAACAUCUAUCUGGAAAAAAUUAUUCUGCCAUUUGAUUGCAGUGCUGGUGUACCUGGAUGUGUCAAUUUAUCCAAAAUGUCUAUCGAUCCAAUGUCGUCAUGAAUGUA